CCCCGCGUGUGUGUUGGAGACAGCGAGAGAGAGACAUGGCUGCGGAGCAGAGCCAGCAAUGGAGGAGGGUGUUCCAGCGUGAGGUGGUGAUGGCGCUGAACGCCUGCCGCUCCGCCCCGGUGCAUGUCAACAACGCGUCCGAGGCUCUCCAGUCGCCGUCGGAGGUGCUCCAGCCCCGCAUCGCCCAAGGCGCGGCGGCCUUCACCUUCACCCGGCUGCUACGGGCGGUGGAGAGCAUGACCAGGGCAUCCCAGUACUUAUCGCAAGCCCUGGCCAACAUGGGGGCCGCCGACCUCCUGGCGCGGCGCGGCUGCGGGCCGGUCCCGGCGGAGCCGGUGGCCAACACGCAGCGGCUCCACGACGAGUGGCUCGCCCUCGUCAGGCUCCAGGGCGCCAGGGAGCACGGCCAGGACGCGCUCCGCGUGCUCGACAACUGCAGAGGCCGCCUGUGCCCUGUGGACCAUCGCCUACAUGCUCGGCGUCGGCGGCCUCCUCCCUGGUGCUCCGCGCCCUGCCCCGUUCCCGGGACGCUACCUCGAAGCCCUGAUCCGCAACAUCGCCGCGCAUCUCGGACCCGUGUAUUUGAGCACAUUGAACAUGACGGCGCUUGCUUCCUUCGCCGCCGAGCCCGUCGCCCGCAUCCAGUUCAUUGUACUGCUUUCUUGGUCCCGUAGUGGAUGAGUACUGCCGACUGCUGAAACCAUGCCUGCGCGCAUGCCCCGUCCAAUUCCAACUCGGUCAUCUGUUGUUUCUCUCAUUUCUUGCAAGGAUGCUCUAGUUGUAGAUGGAUAAUGCUGCAGCGGUUGAUUCGUGGAAGCUUUGCUGUUGCUUGAUCUGAUAUCCCAAUGUUAAUUGUUGGCUACUUACUACUUCCACGUUAUAUGAUCCAUGCGUUUGUUGCUACC
Brachypodium distachyon (stiff brome) is the source of this 905-nucleotide messenger RNA. RefSeq lists its product as uncharacterized. The record is from RefSeq and is a predicted model, not a curated record. The coding region runs from base 36 to 674 and encodes 212 amino acids. Lineage: Eukaryota; Viridiplantae; Streptophyta; Magnoliopsida; Poales; Poaceae. The transcript is spliced from 2 exons.